This is a messenger RNA of Papilio polytes (common Mormon), 1052 nucleotides long. RefSeq lists its product as uncharacterized. The transcript is spliced from 10 exons. The annotation marks the transcript as partial. The record is from RefSeq and is a predicted model, not a curated record. Lineage: Eukaryota; Metazoa; Arthropoda; Insecta; Lepidoptera; Papilionidae.
CGGCGGUGCCGGCCGCGGGCGGGCCCGUGCUGUCGCUGGGCGUGCACGUACACGCGGACACGCCCCCCAUCACAUUGCAUUUAGACCAAGAUCAGGUGAGCGUGUUAGCGGACGCAUUGCACUGUUUGAAGCACAUGGCGGUGUUGUUGCGUCGCCCCCCUGUGGCCACGCCCACGUCCACGUAUACGCCCAUAGCUGUUAACAAAUCCCUCAUAAGAUCUGUAUCGGAGCAAGAGGAACGAGAAACUCCGUCAGAAAGGACGCCUAGUGACAAUCGUUCCGAUCUUAUUCCAAUAUUUGAAGCGAGCGCUAUUAAAUUGGAAACUAAGACGUUCGUGUGGGUGCAAUGGGUGAUAUCUCGUGCGACAGCGGCACUGUCCACUGGCAAGGCGCGACUCGCCGCGGACGUGGACGAUAUUAUCGCGACAAUCGACCUCCAGCCCCACUACAGCCAGCUCAAACUGAAACUAGCUUCUGCAUCGCUGCGACAUUAUAGACGAUCGGAAAGCGAUGAAUGGGAGGCCGGCGCUAUGGGCGGCCGAGUACUGGAGGCUCGGGAGCCUCUUGACUCCAAACAAGACAACCAUUUCUUAUCCCUCACUGUAACGCAAGCAAAGAUAUCUAAUUUACCAGUCAGCUGGCGAGAGGAGCUCCACCCUAAGUUAUUGGAGCAAAAAUCUCAAGGUUUAGACAGUAUGUGGGAGGUGUACGUGACGCUCGCGCCGUUAGAGGCGGUGGUGCAGACGAGCGUGGUGCGACUGGCAGCGGCCGUGCUGAAACUACUGCGGCCGCGCGUCGCCGCCUGCCCCCUGCGCUCCCCGGACAUACCCACACAUUACGUCAACAGUCACACACAACUUCGCAGUGAAUGGCAGCUUCCAUUCUUCUACAUGUCUGCUGGUGGCUUGCGGCUGCUACUUACAGAACAUGGGGCUGAGAGCGCGGACGACGACACACUCAUGCUUGUAAUCGGAAAAAUCACUGUAAACCCACAUCCAGAGAACCCCAUUUGCAGGCGUGUAGUGAACGCGUGCGGGGAGGCUGGCGGGUGG